AUGGAAAUCUUUGCGAGGGAAAAGAGCUCCAAGAAGCGAUGCAAUUGUGUGCAGACAGGUUGCGACCUCUACACUGACUUGAGCCUUGCAAUCCGUGUGCCAUUGGACCCCAAAUAUUCCUCGUUUACCUCUGUAUACCGGCUUGGAGCAGAUGUUCUAGUGCUUUCGCGGACAAAGAGCCCCAACUGUGGUGUUGCUUUCGGCCUACUCAAAACGCCGGGCAGACUUUCGUACGGCGCGUUGUCCAAAUAUCAGGAGGACUAG
This is a messenger RNA of Letharia columbiana, 264 nucleotides long. RefSeq lists its product as uncharacterized. Lineage: Eukaryota; Fungi; Ascomycota; Lecanoromycetes; Lecanorales; Parmeliaceae. The coding region runs from base 1 to 264 and encodes 87 amino acids. The transcript has a single exon. The record is from RefSeq and is a predicted model, not a curated record.